Molecule: messenger RNA, 3165 nt
Organism: Lates calcarifer (barramundi perch)
Lineage: Eukaryota; Metazoa; Chordata; Actinopteri; Centropomidae
Gene: fhdc3
Product: FH2 domain containing 3
Exons: 12
Coding region: 484-2928 (814 amino acids)
Source: RefSeq, a predicted model, not a curated record
CCUGUUUGAUAAUGGCAACAACUGGAACCCUAACAGAAGUUCUCCAUCCAAUAUUACUAAUAGUUUUUGAAUAAGCAGACAUUUCACACAGUGUAGUUGUGUUGUUAAAUUUGUACAUAUAUAAAUAUAUAUCUAGUUCUUUGCCUUUAUUUCUAUCUAUAGCAAUAAAAGACAUGGUAGCAUUUGUAUUCACAUAUAUUCAUACAACGCUACUCUCAAUUUUACCUGAACUUAUCCAGAAUACCCAUGUUUUUUCUUACCUCUCCCCAAAAGGGCGUUCCCGUACCUGUAAAGCUGAGUUUGAUUGGUGGAGGCCUGUUCUGCACCUGUGACUGCUGUUUGUGAGGCAGGCUGACUACAGCAGUCUGUAGAAGCACGAGGCGACACCGGAGUGAGGAUUUGACAGCUACAAUUGAAAAACACGAUCUGAGUGGCCAGCAGUGGGAUACUUCCAUCCAUCAUCUUUGGAUUUGAGAGAUUCAGAUGGAGGGAGUGCUGAUUUUAAAAUCUGCAUCUCCUCCCAACUGUUCCUCUCAGGGCUUGUCUCCUCCUUUGCCUCUGGAUGCUCAGGAAGAUUCAGAUCUCCAAGCAUCCUCUGGUGGGUCUUCCCCCACCAUGUGUGUUACGACUGCACCACCACCACCACCUCCUCCUCCUCCUCCUCCUCCUCCUCCUCCUCCUCCUCUUCCUCUUCCUCCUCCCCCCCCUCCUCCUCUUCUGACCGCCGCUCCUUUUGGCUCUCGUAAUGUCCAGAGAAGAUCCAUGAAAAAACUGAACUGGGACACCAUCCCCAGCCAGCGUGUCCUGGGAAAACUGAAUGUUUGGACAUCGAAGCGGCCUCAGAGGGACCUGGUGCUGGAUAUUCGGAGCAUGGAGGAGCUGUUUAGUCACGUAGACAAACGGCCGUCGCUACGCAGUUCAAGGGUCAUGGGUCUGAAGAAGUGUGACGGCAUGGACCUGUUUCCGCAGGAGCCUCAGGUCACAAUCCUUGACUCUAAAAAGAGCAUGAAUAUUGGAAUCUUCCUGAGACAUUUCAAGAGGCCAGUGACAGAAAUGGUACAGGACAUUUGUCAGGGGAACUGGCUCAGAUUUGGAACAGGCAAACUAAAAGAGCUUUGUAAACUGCUACCAGAGGAAAAUGAGGUGAAGCAGCUGCUGUCCUUCAGUGGGAACCUCUCUGUGUUACCUGAGGCCGACCAGUUCAUGGUGCAGCUGGUCAAAGUGCCGGGCUACGAAGAACGCCUGAAAACGAUGGUGCUGAGAGAGGAAUUCUUUCCUCUUAUGGAGGAGGUGAAGAACUGUGUUGCUGUCAUGACCAAAGCAGCUAAUGAGCUGUUGGACUGUGAUGACCUCCACUCAGUCAUUCGGCUGGUAUUAAAAGCUGGGAAUUACAUGAACGCUGGUGGUUACAGUGCCAAUGCCAUUGGCUUCAGGAUGACCUCUCUGCUCAAGCUGGCAGACACCAAGGCCAACAAGCCUGGCAUGAACCUCAUGCACUAUGUUGCCAAGCAAGCAGAGGACAUUGAUACUGAGUUGCUGACUUUUCCCAGCCAGCUUGAACACAUCGGGAUGGCAGCAAGAAUUUGUAAAGAGGAGGUGGUCACAGACUUCGAGAGAGAGGUGAAGAAGAUCAAGGAAGUGAAACUGUACAGCAGCAGACAGUCCGGCCUCUUACAACAGAUGGAAACGUUCCUCAUACGGGCUGAUGCCAAGCUGGCCGACAUAGAAGCAUCUCUCCAGGAGCUAAAUUCUCUGAGCAAUGCUGUUGCUGAGUACUUCUGUGAAGACCCAGCUACCUUCAAACUGGAAGAGUGCUGCUCCAUCUUUAAUUCAUUUUGCAAGCGGUUUGAUACAGCUGUACGGGAGAACCGAGAGCGAGAGGCAGCAGAGCAGAGGCGCAAGCGGAAGGAGAGCAUGCGCAUUGCAGCCAAACGACACUCCACAGUGUCGGGCCCAGGACCCGAGCCUGACCGGGACUCGUCCAGCUUGGAGUCAGCCUUACACAGCUUUCUGUCCACCGUUCCAGAGGGAUUAGCCAGAUGCAGGAGGAGCCUGUUGACCCCAAUCGAAGGAUCCCCCAGUGACCACGGCUCUCAGACUGCUCCAUCAGCAGAAAAAAAUGAGUCUUCGCCCUGUUCUACACAGGAGAGGCCUGACAAGAAACAAGCCAAACUGCAGACCGAGGAUGAACAACCAGAAAACAAAGAGGAAGCUGAGAGGAUGCGUGAGAUAAGUCGGAAGGUAUUUCGCUACCAAAACAGCAGAAGUAGCCUCGAUGGGGACAGAGUUUCAGGCACUCCUCGCCGCUCAGAGAGAGCGCAAGACACUCCAGCUACUCCAAGCACCCCUCGGCCUAGAACCAGAGACUACUUCUUUGCCAACAACAAUGGGGAUGUGGGCUCUCCGUGGACAAUCCUGAGCCCCUUUACCUGUUCCCAAAGAAACAUCCCACAUCGGAACAGACAAGCACACCAACAAAGACUUUCUACAACAUCUGGUGGAGAAGACCUUGAUGAUGGAGUCUGGGAGAGUGAUGAAGGCAAUCAUCCUCCCAAUCUUGCCAACCGGGACAGUCUAACAUCUCCAUCUGGUGGUUCUGCGUCUCUUCCCGAGUGCACCCAUCAGAGACCUCUGUCGCAGGGUCCUCCACCAAUCCUCAGAUCUGCUUCCAUGGAUGAAACUAGGCGAUCUCCUGCUUCUGCCUUUCGGCUGGGAGACUUGUUCCAAAGGUCAUACUCCUCUAGCUCAAGGACAGAAAAUAUGGGAGAAGAAGUCCCCGGAGUGUUUCCAUUGCAUCGCAGGAAGGCAAGGAAUCACGUAGAGGGGCAAGUGAGCAGCUCUGGGUUGAUAUCCUUCUUCAGGCGCAUUGGAGGCAGAAGUAAACCUGGUGAUGUGGAAGAACAAAACUUCAAAGGCUCUAAUAGUUGAUUAAAAAUUUUAUUUAGAGACAGAAACCAAGCUUUGUCAUUUUUUGUGUUUUAAAUUGUUAAAAUUAGUUUGUCUUUUUUUUUCACUGUCAUGGUUUUACCCAAGGCAACUAAGGACUUGCUUUGAACUGUGAAGGCUUUGAUUUUUGGAAGUCAAACCACGUUCAAAAAUCCUAAGAUAUUUCUUUCUUUUUUUGUCUUUUUGUCCACAAUAAAGGAUAACAUUCUACCUUUUUAA